Messenger RNA from Lactuca virosa, 513 nucleotides. NCBI's taxonomy places the organism in Eukaryota, Viridiplantae, Streptophyta, Magnoliopsida, Asterales, Asteraceae. The record is from the annotation of a GenBank genome assembly.
AUGGAAGCUCUUCCUAUCCUCAGCCUUCUCUUAACAAGAAGAUCUCCCAACCAAAGUGAAGAAUAUCUUAGUAGUAUAACUAAUGAUUAUGUAGCUCAACAUCUUGGCCUCCAAGCCGUAGCUUUUCUGAAGGUGAUCUCAUCCCAAAGCUUUCCACAAAUGGUGAAAAACAAGACUACUAAAGUUAUGGAUGAUGAAAAAGGUUCUCUUGAAAUGCGUUAUGAAGAAUACAAAAUAAAAUACAUAAUCCAAAGGGCAUGAAUCAAAGUGUAUCAAGGAAAUUAAAAUGUCAAGUGGUUACGAAGACGAAGAAUGUAAAGAUUUAUGGCCAAUUAAUUUGAAUCAAAGUGUAUCAAAGAAAUUAUUGAAAGAGUCUUGACCAGAAGUAAGAAAGAAAUGUAAUUUUUUUUAACUAUAGAAAAAGCUAAUUAUCUAUAGGUUGGAUUUUUUGUUGGAUUUGUUUUAUUUUACAAAUUGUGUAUUCCUCUACUUCUAAAUCAUUUUGAAUUAUGU